Hypomesus transpacificus is the source of this 4604-nucleotide messenger RNA. RefSeq names its product CAP-Gly domain-containing linker protein 4-like. The coding region runs from base 101 to 2284 and encodes 727 amino acids. Gene Ontology annotation, molecular function: microtubule plus-end binding. The record is from RefSeq and is a predicted model, not a curated record. The transcript has 15 exons. Gene Ontology annotation, biological process: cytoplasmic microtubule organization. Gene Ontology annotation, cellular component: cytoplasm; nucleus; microtubule plus-end. Lineage: Eukaryota; Metazoa; Chordata; Actinopteri; Osmeriformes; Osmeridae.
CCAUAGACUGUGGUCAACACUCAACUGCAACUGAGAGACGGUGGACCCAACAUUCUCUCCUUCAGCUUUGCUUGGACUUAAAGUUUGUAUUUGUAUUUUCAUGUAUUGCAACAAGGAAGAUCAGAAGGGAAAAGAUGAGAGCCCGGUCAGGGAGAUGACCAAAGAGGAUGUCCCAGAGUAUUCGGAGGGCCACACACACCUGAGCAGGCUCCAUGGGCUCUCGCAUGGUGUAGAACGUCCUGUCAUCCACCAGGUGGCAUCAGCCCCUAUGCCCUCCGACUGUGAGUUCUCAUUCUUUGACCCCAGCGAACCCCAGUGCAGAGAGGUUCUGUUGGACCCAAGCACCUCUGUGCCGGAGCUGUUUGCUGUGCUCAGGCAGUGGGUGCCUCAGGUCCAGAAAAACAUCGACCUCAUCGGAAAUGAGAUUCUGAAGAGAGGGUGUGGCGUGAACGACCGCGAUGGCCUGACAGACAUGAGCCUGCUGCACUACUGCUGCAAGGCUGGGGCACCCGGGAUUGGCGACGCGCACACGGCGGCCUCCUUCGCUCGCCAGCUGCUGUCCCGGGGCGCUGAGCCAGGGCUGCGGUCGCGCUGGACCAACAUGAGCGCCCUACACUACGCCGCCUAUUUUGACGUCCCCCAGCUCAUCAGGGUGGUGCUGCAGGCCUCACAACCGGGUGAAGUGGAUGCAACCUGCAGUGACUUUGACUUUGGCACCGCCCUGCAUAUCGCCGCGUCCAACCUCUGCGUCUCCGCCGUCAAGUGCCUCCUAGAGUCGGGAGCCAACCCUGCUUUCAGGAACGAGAGGGGGCAGUGCCCGGCCGACGCCGUCCCCGAGCCCCUCGAUAUGCCCCUGGAGAUGGCCGACGCCGCCGCCCUCGCCAAGGAGCUCCGCACCCUGCUGAGAGAAGCGCUGCCCAGGCCCUGUGCCCCCCUGCCCCUCACCCUGCCGGCACCAGGCCCCGGCAGCAUCUCGGACAAGGCCAAGGCCCAGCUGGCCACGAUGGGCCUCCGGCUGGGGGACCGCGUGGUCAUCGCUGGCCAGAAGGUGGGUACGUUACGGUUCUGCGGCAGCACUGAGUUCUCCGGCGGCCUCUGGGCCGGCGUGGAACUCGACCAGGCAGACGGGAAGAACGACGGCUCCGUCGCAGGAGUCCAGUACUUUACCUGCCGCCUCAAGCAUGGGAUUUUCGCUCCCCUGUCCAAGAUCAGCAAACCCCUGGAGCGACGCAAAACCAACCCCCCGAAGAACCCCGUGCCGGCCCCUCGCCGCGUCGACCUGUCGCGUCUCCCCUCCAAGAUGAACACAGGUGCUCUCUCCCGCUCCCUGUCCUCCUCCUCCUCCUCGCUUGACUCGCGGCACGGCCACGGCACGCGUCCUUGUCCGGCGCCGCGGCAAAGACCCCCCGCAAGGCAGCGGAGGGAACGGCUCCCACCCAGCUCCACGGUCACCCCUCCUCCGCUUCCCCUGGCCCCUGGCACCACCUUCCUAGUGUCGCGGAGCCGGACCCCCUCAGCCGGCAGCUCUGUGUGCGAGGGUCCCGAGGUGCGUCUGGGGGAGCGUGUGCUGGUGGUGGGCCAGAGGACCGGCGUGGUCCGAUUCUACGGCAAGACCAGCUUCGCUCCUGGGUUCUGGCUGGGGGUCGAGCUGGACAAGCCCAGCGGGAAGAAUGACGGCUCGGUUGGAGGUGUGUGCUACUUCACCUGCCCGCCCAAGCACGGCGUCUUCGCUCCUCCCUCACGUGUACAGAGAAUCCAUGGUUCUGUUGACUGCCUGUCUGAGCUGUCUUCUUCUCGGCUCAACAAGCCCUUCACCGGGAUCCGUCGCAGUUUCAGCACGUCGUCAGCAAUUGCCACACAGAAGGAGCCGCACAGGAAGAACCCUGUAAACAGGACAUUGUCCAAACCCCACCGUCGGCGUUGGAGCCCCCUGAGUGGUGGCAGCUGGGGCGCUGUGGGGAGCAUCAAGGGCUCCGGCAGUGCCGCCUUCUCCACCACCGGCUCCUCCACGGGCUCCGAUAGCGGCGUCCGCCUCCACCUCGGUAUGCAGGUCCUGCUGACCAGCGCCAACGAGAUGGCACUCAUCCGUUACCUGGGCGCAGCCGACUUUGCCCCGGGCCUGUGGCUGGGCCUGGAGCUGAGGAGCUCCAAGGGGAAGAACGACGGCUCGGUGGGAGGGCGACGCUACUUCAGCUGCCGGCCCGGGCACGGGGUCCUCGUGCGGCCCAGCCGGGUGACCUACCGCGGCAUCAACGGGGCGCGUCUGGUGGACGAGAACAGCUGAAAGCCACGGCCCUUCAGGCAGAUCGGAUACAGGGUGGAUGGAAGGUUGUUGGAAAGCAGGUUUUUUGUCUUUUUUUGUUUUUUUGCAUUUCUGUAAUGUCCUAAUAGAUACUUUCCCAUCUAGAGACUUGAUAGACUUGAGAGUUGUGACUUUACAAUACGAUUCAGUUAAGUUGAUGUGCUUACAGCCUACACUAACUACACAUCGACUCUUUUUCACUCCUUUUGUUCUAGUUUUAACUGUUCUCAUUGACGUGUGCACUUGAAUUAAUCAUUUAGGCCUCUAGAUUUGGCUUCGAUCAUAGUUUUGAAGCAGAAGAAGCACUUUGAUUGUUCGCUGACAAUAUCUUGUUUUGGCAGGGCAGGAACGAAACUAUUUUUAUCAAGUCUUUGUAAGACACUAAAUAAACUGCACUACUGUACAAAGUGUGCUCUGAUGUCGGUCAGAUGCACUGUAUUUUCCUAGAGAUGGAGAAGUGGAGGAGAUGAUACACAUCUACUAUUCUCACAGUUCCCUGAGCUUAUUAGGUCUUACUUUCUCACUGAACCAAGAUUACUUACCCAGUGAGCACUUUAGUUCAGAUGAUUGAAGUCGAUUUGCUUUUAUGAGGCGAGUUUUUGGUCACUGAUGAAGCACUUUGGUCCCUCAGCAAAAAUACAUGCUUUGGCUCAUCAUACUUGUACAUUUAGUGACUUCCAAAAAUAAAUAAAUAAACAUGCUGGUGCUAUACUGUAAAAUUGUGCCCUGAUGCAUGUUUGUCAGAAUCUUUUACCGGGGCGUAGGUAGAUUGAGCUGCUGUACCAUGAUGCCUGCUGUGCCAUGGUACCCGAGAUGUAAUACAACAUGAUAGCGAUUAGUUAUAUCAAAACAUCAAUUAUCGUUUAAAUCUGCUAGCAAUACUGGCUAACCACAUUGUCUAUUUACUAUCGUUUACAACGGUCUAUUAAAAACGAUGAAAGUGUGUUUACUUAAGAAAGCGCAUGGCAGCCCGCCUAAACACCACACAUUUUCUUUUAACUUCUGUCUGGGUAAGUCACUGAAAAACAAGGAGUUGAUCAGAUAUGUGUGGGGGGGUAUGUGUAACACCCUAUUCAACAAAACCUGCAUAUGCCAGCCAAUCAGAGGGGAUAGACCACAACAGUCGUCCAGAAACUCAAGCUGAAUAGCCAAUCCCAUGUACCAUUGAUCAAUACUGCAAUUGAAAGGCAGGUAGCCAGGCCCAAGGUUGUUUGAAUUAUCCGGCCAGAGGUGUUGAGAUGAAAAACCGAAGGUUCUAAACGUAAAAUCGAUCACUUUCUGUGGACCAUCUCAGAAACCAAUUUCUGUAGCAGUCAGUGCCGUGACAUUAUUUAUGGUCACUCCUGUGACAGGUAUUUCUAAGAUGGCCAUACCUGUGAUGUCAUCAUGAGCAGUCUCCAUAUUCGAUAUGAUACACAUCCAAUAGCUGAUCUCUUGUGCAGUACAAGUGAUCUCAAGUUGCACUGGAAAGCUGGGUAGGACAAGUUAUUUGCCCCUGGUACUGUACCAGGAUUCCCGCGGGGACUUAAAAAGUCUGAACUUUACCCCCGAUUCUGAACCCCCGAUUAUCAUUGCAUAAUUCCCACUCUGUUUUUAACCAAACUAAACUAAAGAGAAUCUUCCUGAGAUUAACAAGCGUUUGGUGGAAAGGAGAGAGACGAUAUGUAUAAAAUUAUGUGAAGGUGAAGUCCCACAUCUCACAGGACCACAAUGUAACUUUUAAGUUAAAAUAAACUAUUUAAAAUUUGGAUUUAAACCCAGGCUGUUGCGGUACUGCCCCAGCAUGUCUGAAAGAGCAUGCAGACUAACCCAGUGAGCUAACAGGGGAGCCCUGCUUUCUUCUGGUUUUCUGACACUCCAACUGCAGGUUGAUACUAAAUACCUGGAAAGACAGUUGGGAGAGGGGAUCUGAACAGUCGGGGAGUGUGCUGCAGUUACAGGGAUCUGGGCCCACGGAUGUGUUUGGCACUAUGCUCUGUGCUGGUUUUGAACCUAGGUUGUUGUGGUGUAGGCCCUUGUUCUCAACCCACUACACCACAGGUUUGGCAGUAGACUCAAUGGUACACAUGCUUACCCACUGAGCCACAGAGGUUUCCUGCAACGUUAUUUUCUACAAGACAGUGUAAUUGCCCUUAUGACUUACUGAAACCUGCAGGAACCCUGUGUACAUUUCAGUGUUGAGUUUUGAUAUGUUCAUAUGGAAUUGUGUGUAAAAUGAGAGGGUGUCAGUAUGGAAUACUUGCGCGUAGUUCAAAAGAGUAUUUAUAAACUACAUAAUGAAUAAAGACUCUAUUCUAAUUUC